Messenger RNA from Meriones unguiculatus (Mongolian gerbil), 2124 nucleotides. It is a transcript of the gene Mtnap1, whose product is annotated as chromosome 7 C17orf80 homolog. Bases 271 to 2004 code for a protein of 577 amino acids. Lineage: Eukaryota; Metazoa; Chordata; Mammalia; Rodentia; Muridae. The transcript has 5 exons. The record is from RefSeq and is a predicted model, not a curated record.
CUCAGGCUUUAAAGACUUAAAUCCCGCCCUCCACCCCCCCAACACACACACACACCUCCAUUAAGUCUACUCUUCGAAAAGAGGUUUAUUGGAUGGGGAGAAUUAGUGUUUAUUCAUUGAACAAAUUUCAUAUACCAGCCGCCUCAGUGUUGGAGGGGUGUGUGUGUGCACGCGGGCACGUGUUGAUGAUGGUUUGACGGACAAUCUUCCCGUGUAGCCCAGGCUGACAUUAAACUACCUCAGCUUCCUCAUAGCAUUCAGGGGAAGAGCAUGGGUGAUGCCAGGCCCAAGAUGGAGGUGUGUCCUUACUGUAAGAAGCCAUUUAAGCGAUUAAAAUCCCACCUGCCACACUGUAAGAUGAUAGGACCGCCCAUAUCUGCUGACCAAAAAGUUUCUCACUCCAAGCUAGCUAUAGUUUCGUGUGACAAAACGGAAAAGAACCUUACCAAAGGCGUAGCCAAAGGUACAAGGAAAGAGCUAAAGACAGAGAGUUUGACAAAAAAUGUGAAAGCAGAAAACAACAAAUCAGAAUGGGCAGCUGCGACCUCUCCACUACCAGUGGGCAUCUUGGGAAGACUGGGUACAGCAAAAGCAGGAGGAGAAGCCACAGAUCAAAAUCAACUCUCCCUCCAAGCCCUCAGACAUGCCAAGGUAAAGGUGACUCUUAAGAGAGUCACAGCCCCUCAGCCUCCUGUGUCAGAUGCCACUUCUCCCAAAAGAGAACUUACCAGAGAUGAGGCUGAGUCCAAGGGAAGUCUUUGCCGUUCCUCAGAGACGGAAGCAGCUUCCCUAGUCAGCACAGCUUCACUAGUCAGCUCAGCAGAACCUUUUUUAUCGAUUCAAGACAGGAAAUAUUCCUUGGCUCAGCCUCGGACUCAGCCAGCCACUUCUGCCAAUCUCAAAUUGGACCGAGUUGAUUCCCAAAGACAGAAGUGUCUGGAAGAAUUACUAGAUGAACCUACUAAUGAUGGUCAUUUUCCAAAGAGUAGCAGCUGUGGGGUUCAGCAAGAAACCUCAGUGUUGAGAAGGGAGAGCGGUUCCCUGGAUGGAGGUCAUCUCUCAGGAGUCCCUCCCUACCCUGGCAACACUAACACCCAGAAGUCAGAAUCACUCUUGGGCCUUCACACUGGCCCACUGGGUAACAUUCAGGCCAGAGAGCACCAGAAACUUGGCCUUGGGAUAGAGUCGUGCCAGAGCAAGGGAAAUCCUGAGGACAGGAUGUCUGCCACACAAGUACAGGAACAGCCUUGCUUGGGCCGCAGUGGUAUGGACCCCAUUUCAACCACAAAGGCAAAACCGCAAGCCGAUCUUGCAUUUCCGAAUGUAUUUACUCCACCAGAGGGAGCUUUGAGUAAGCUGCUCUCUGUCCCAGGAUCAGCGCCUCAGACUCCACCUUCUCUGGCUGUGAAGUCUACUCCAGAAGAGAAAGCCCAGUUCUGUGACCAGAGUCAAGGCCCUACCGGAACGCUAUUAUUUGGAAGUGAAAGGAAUGUUCUCAAACCCACACCUUUCCGCCAUGCCCACACAGCUCAGACGGGGCACCACAUAGCGUCAUACUCAGCUUGGUACCCUGUUUCUAAGAACUCCCUCUUCAGUUGUGCUGCUGCUGACUCAGAGGCUCCUCCCAGGCCCAUGGGACUGGAGUGGUUUCCAGAACUCUAUCCUGGUUAUAUUGAACUCGGGGUGUUGCCAAGGGGCCCUCAGCCAUGGAGCCCAAUGCCUCAGAUUCUUCCUCUCACCAUUUCCCAGGGCAGAAGUACCUGGAAAGUUCCUUGGUUGGGACGAAGCUCGGCUGGUAGCAAGAGUUUGGAACCCCUGGCGCUUACAACUUCCAGCUUCCCUCUAAUGAGCCUCUUGGGAGCUGUGCACAAAGGCUUGGUGAAGUGCAACACCACCAUAAAGAAGAGCGGGGUCGGCGGCCUCACCAUGCUCUUCGCUGGCUACUUUACCCUGUGCUAUAACUGGAGCUUCAAGCAUCUGAAGCUGCAGCGCUGGCGUAAAUGAUGGUGAGCACGAGGAUCUGGGAGCCAUGAGGAUGUAACAGAGACAACUGCAGAACCGAGGAAACACUUUAAAUGUGCACCGGGUCAGGGAGAGUGCAAGUAAUAAAAUGCUGAAAUCACA